Haemonchus placei is the source of this 429-nucleotide messenger RNA. NCBI's taxonomy places the organism in Eukaryota, Metazoa, Nematoda, Chromadorea, Rhabditida, Trichostrongylidae. The record is from the annotation of a GenBank genome assembly.
AUGUUAUCAAGGGGAACUAUUCUCACAGUUGCUCUGAGGAUUACGGCAGUCAGUAGUAUGGCUGAACUGUCGUUUGAGAACUGGUUUUGUGGGACCGACACAAUGACCAGGAUGAUAUCAUAUAACUCUAUGUAUCUGGAUGCUGGUGGUUCUUUGAAUCACUGUUGCGCAAUUCACGACAACUGUUAUGGUUUACAAUUGGGACGAGAAAACUGUGAUCAAAACUUCUGUGAUUGUUUACGACGCCUUCAAACUGCUGUUCAACAAACUAACCUUCAAGCACUCAGCUGUUUUGCCUUCAUUCCUUUGCCUACUCAACGGUCAACACAAUGUAGUAACUUAACUGUAACUUACCAGCCCUUCCCAUCAUUUACCCUCUUUCCUAAAGAACCCUUCUACUUAUCAACUUGUAUUAGCACCUUUCGGUAA